AUGGUGACUGCAGGUAUUGUAGUGCUAUUGUCCGUUCUGGGUCUCAUGUCGCAAGUCAGAACGUUGCCAGGAGAUGCCACUGGACUGCUCGUGGCCACUGAUGCUGCAGCAGCAGUGCCUACCUUGGAUGCCUUGCCGCGGACCCUAUUUGCGGAAAUUGAAGAACAAUCCAAAAAUGUAAUGCCGCUCUUCUUUGGCUCUUCCACUACUACGGAUAGUAGUACCAAUGCUACCUCAUCAACAACAUCAAAGUCAGCCAUCAUAUCAUCCACCACUACCGUAUCAUCCACACCAACCACACCUGCCGUCAGUCAUGGCAAAUAUCCCACUUUUGAUUGUGCCCAACUCUUGCACGAGCUAAAAACAAACGAGGCUACUCAAAAAUUGGAUCCCAAUUUGGGCAUAAUAUAUUCCCGACGCGUCCGUGACGUUCCAUCAUUUUUUGUUGCGAUGCACAAUGAGACAUUUGACAAUACACGAUGGCAAAUCAUGAGGUAUGGAACCUACUACGAAAAGAAACUCACUGCCGCCUUUCAAGAAGUCUUACGAAAUGCACCCAAGGGAGCACGCGUACUCGAUGUGGGAGGCAAUAUUGGAUUCUUCUCACUCGUCUCCGCAUCCAUGGGACCCUUUGUCAUUGAUACCUUUGAACCUAAUAUUAAGAACCGCAUGCGCUACUGCGAAUCCUUGCAUCUCAAUCGAUGGAUUCACACCGAAUUUGAUGAUCCCGAACUUUUGGCCCUGGCUGCCAAGAAAAAUCAACCACGUACCAAUCUCUACGGGUACGGAGUAGGACAAGAAGAAGGACACUUCUUGUUCGAAGAACACACCAAUCCCGGUAUGGGAGCCGUCGUCAACUUCAAAACGGGUCCCGGGGUUCCCAAUGCCAUUCAAAUUGUCACAUUGGACAAUUUUGCAAAAGAUCGAGGAUGGUUUGACAACAAUCCACAACACAUUGCCAUUCUCAAAGUCGAUGUCGAAGGAUUCGAAUACAGUGUCAUUAAUGGCGCCAAACAAUUGCUCACGUCGGGAAUGGUGCACAACAUCUUUAUGGAAAUCAGUGCCCGUACCAUACCGGAAGCUGAUUCCAAUAUUCCACUCUUGACAUUCCUAUCGGAGCAUUACAGACUCCAUGCCAUUGGCGGAUGGAUCGGACCCAACAAGCUCGUAAACUGGCCCAAGGAUGAUGAUCUCAAUCGGAAAAUUUUAGUGGCGGCCAAGGAAGAGGGCGCCAAGCAACUCAACCUGUGGUGGAGGUUGCGAUUCAAAAAGGAAUACGCGACUCAAGACAGCGCAGUCUAG
Molecule: messenger RNA, 1302 nt
Organism: Seminavis robusta
Lineage: Eukaryota; Bacillariophyta; Bacillariophyceae; Naviculales; Naviculaceae
Source: the annotation of a GenBank genome assembly